Molecule: messenger RNA, 606 nt
Organism: Cinara cedri
Lineage: Eukaryota; Metazoa; Arthropoda; Insecta; Hemiptera; Aphididae
Source: the annotation of a GenBank genome assembly
AUGUUGUCCAAGCUUAUAGAAGAAAAGGAUUGCCAGAUAAACAAAGCUACACAUUCUAUUUUCCGUACUGCUUAUUAUAUAGCAAAAUAUAACCGUCCAUUUGAUGAUCAUUUAAAACUAGUGCAGUUAAAGGAACUCAAUGGUAUAAUAUUAGGGUUUACCCUCCAUUCUAGACACUCAUCUACCAAUAUUCUUUAACAUAUUUCUAAAGAAAUGAAACACAAAAUUAUUAAACAUAUUAUUGACACAAAUGCAAAAUGUUCCAUACUAAUUGACGAAUCAACUACACUCAGUGAUUUACGUAGCAUUGUUGUUUAUUUAAAAGUAUCAAUAUCGAAUAAUUAACCUCUCUUUAUUUUUUUAGAUUUGGUUGAAUUAAAAAAUCAAACCGCAGAAAAUAUUGUAAGUCAAUUAAUUAACUGCUUACAUACAUCAUUACUUGAUGAAAACUAUUUACAACAACAUUGGGUGUCCUUUGUAAGCGACGGAGCAAGCAUUUUGUUGGGUAAAAAAAAUGGUGUUGCUAAAAAACUCACGGAUAAGUACCCACUUAUCUUUAGUUGGCACUGUAUGAAUCAUCGUUCUGAAUUAGCAGUUAAUGAUUAA